UCUCCCAUGAUUCCAUGUGUGUAUUCAUUUACUAAGACGGUGACGGAGAGUAGUUGUGCUGCCGUGAAAAUGGCCCUCCCAAGAACUUCGAUAUCCCGUAGAGGGUCCAAAAAUGAUUCGAAUAAAGACGAAGAUGAUUAUGACAACAAUGGAUAUAUUCAAGUGUUAGUUAAACCGCUUGACAAGGGUAACGUUUGCAGUUUAAUCACAAAUUGGAUUGGAUUGAAUGAACCAAAAUUUGCAGAAAAUGUUGGAGUUUUCUAUGGAAUUGCGUUCAUGACCCUCAGUUUUAUAAUUUACCAAAUAUGUGAUAUGGGCAUGUUUUUCCAUCGGGUGUGUUCAGUGCUGGUGCCCAUGUUCGCCAUUGUGUGUGCAUUCUACUGGCUGUCACUGUAUUUACGGAAAACGUGGAGUGCCACCAGUGUUUAUUUACUGUUUUGUGCGUGCUUCCUAGGAGAGACCCUUGCGCAGAUCAUAUCGGGACUGUGGCACGUGGGCAUGUCAGGGAGUUCCGACAUGAUGGAGACCGACGAGGGUUAUCUCAGUCGCCCCGUUGUUUUGUUUAUUGUACUUUUAUCCAUUUCUACUGCCAGUAUAUUUUCAUCCUUAGAAACCUCGCAUAGUGCAAUUGUUAUAUCGUUAGUGAGCUUUUCUAGGUUUUUAAUGUGUUCCUCGGUUGGUAUUUUGCCUUACGGGUUGCGGCCAUACCUGGCAUAUUUCUGUGGAUUGGGAGGGUUCAUUGUCUCAAAAUACAUGGAAACUGUUUUGAAACCACCAAUAAACAAUUUCAUGACACAUGACGGAAAAAUUCCCGUCAUAAAGCGACGGAGAUCAAGUUCUUCAACGGCUCAUGCAUUCUCCGCUCAUCGGUCCACUAGAAGGACGUCUCUUCCAGCAUUAAUUCCAAAAAACCAGAGUUCAUCAUCGAGCUAUGAUUCGGCGAUAAUUGGUGAAGCCCACGGGCUGAUUACAGACAUGUUGGCGGACUCCACGCUGCCCCCACAUGUAGUGAGUGGCCUGCGUGCUGUCAGCAAUCUUCUCAAGCCUGCGGAGAACCACUCCUCGAUGCACAAGACGAGGGUCAGUCCUCUUGUCUCUCUCACAGAGUCAACGUCAUACGGGUCAGAUUCAGAGGAAAAUCCCUACACAGGGGAACGCCCUUCUUCACUACCAAAGAGAUUACGACGCAGUUUACCGCCGAGUCUGUUACGUAGGAUGUCCACAAGCACUUGGACAACUACAACGUCUGCAACAGGGAUGCCAACACUUGAGUUGGAACCUUGUCGGGUACGGAGCUCCAGUUUCCGUCACUCACGGGACACAACGCCCGGCUCUAGCCCUGUUGAGUCUCGGAGUAACAGCCCGUCACCCAGCUCUCCGACUGUUGUACUCACAAUACCAAAAUCUCGAUCUUUUUCACUGGCAGCUACACAACCUGCAUCCUCUUCCAGUUCACAUUUGAAAAGGAUGGCCCGAAAAAGUGUCACACCAAUAUCGAGCUCAAGCUCUGAAGGGGCCUCAGCCUCUAAAUUAUCAGAGAGUAAGUUAAGUCCCCUUGUGAAGGGAGAACUGCAGGACGCUAGUGAUGAUCGAUUGAGGAUUACUGCUUUAAACAAAGAACAUUUGACUUCCAUACGAAAAAAUAUAACAUCAGAUUAUGAAAGCUGUAACGAAUCACCAAGUUCGAGCGAUCAUAGUGACAACAUACCAGCAUCUGAUGAAUUUUCGGCUUCUCCACCGAAAAAAAUGGUUUGUGGUCGGCCUGUCGAUACCUCAUCACAGCUCUCAAGGCUGACGUCAGCACGGGCAUUUGUCCCGAUUUCCGACCCUCCAUCAGACUCAGACGAACCCAAUCCAUUUCAUGACUUUCGUGUUCAUCAGACCGACGAUGAGAGUCGCGAGGGAGCCGCAGACGAUGAGGACGACGAUGACGAUGAUGACGAAGACGAAAAAUCCUCGACAUCAGUGCGCAAAUCGCCAUCUACACUGUACUCAAACUCUAAUGUAGUGCGGCAGUUGGAAAAACUUGACACAGUAACUGUGAAUUCCAUAGAUAAACUUGUAGUGGAUAUGUCAGACGUUGACUCAAGUAAAUACCUUCAAAUUUCGACUCUGAACGAGUGGGAUUAUCCAAUUUUUGACGCAGCUAAGACUCAUGGGAAGUUUAUUCUUAGCAAGGUAGCGUACAAACUGUUCACAGAAGUGGGUUUAUUCGAGACAUUCCGAAUCCCUGUGGCUGCGUUCAUGAACUAUUUCCACGCCCUCGAGCUGGGCUACAGAGACAAGCCAUAUCACAAUCGUGUGCAUGCCACUGAUGUGUUACAUGGGGUGUUCUACAUUACGACCCAGCCAAUUCCUGGCUUCACACAGGUCAGCACCACUGAAAUGCUCCUGCGGCAGGGCUCCUCUAGUGAAUCAGAUGGUGAUAGUGAGCGGUCACCACCUCCGUACCGGGGAAGCAGUUUCGCUGCAGACGACAGCUAUGGAAUUAUGGUAGGAAACUUCCCCGCCCUCGAGCUUAUGGCGAUGUUUACUGCGGCAGCCAUGCACGACUACGACCAUCCUGGUCGCACCAACGCUUUCCUUGUGGCAACCCACGCACCUCAGGCGGUGUUGUACAACGAUCGGUCCGUCCUUGAGAACCACCACGCCGCUUCUGCCUGGAAUCUCUUCCUCUCUGAUACGGGAUUCAACUUCCUGUCGGGCCUGGAUGCUGCUGAGUUUAAACGAUUCCGAUAUCUUGUCAUUGAGGCAAUCCUGGCCACCGACCUCAAGCGGCACUUUGAAAUCCUUGCUGAAUUCAAUGCCAAGGUGAAUGAUGACCAUGCAGUGGGCAUAGACUGGACAUCAGAAACUGACCGGCUGCUGGUCGCUCAGAUGGUCAUUAAACUGGCGGACAUCAAUGGACCAGCCAAGACACGCGACCUACACACUUCGUGGACAGAUCGUAUCUCGGAAGAAUUUUAUGAACAGGGUGACGAGGAGGCGAGGCUGGGCCUACCGAUCUCCCCAUACAUGGACCGGCGGAUCCCACAACUCUCCAAGCUACAGGAGACAUUCAUCAACCAUCUAGUGGCGCCACUUUGUAACACCCUUGUCACCGCCGGGCUACUCCCUGGCACAUGGGUCGACUCCCCCGAAGAUGAUGAUGAGCCCGAGCUCUCUGACAACGACAAGGGGGACCCGUGUCUCAAAGAUAGAGAGGAUGAAACAGAGACAGAUACAGAGUCUGGAGUUCCGGUGGGGACUGUGGUGAAGAAGUCGAGAAAGAUAAACUGCAUAUUGACACGCAACAUGAAGGAGAACCACUCCUUCUGGGUGGAGAGAAUACGAGAGGAGGAACAACAGAAAGCCCUUGCUGAGAAACUGGAUAACAUUCAACAAGAGUCGAUUAGCCUUGAGAAGCCUGAAAUGGAGCCGAUAAGUGAGGAAUCUGAAUCCCCUAACUCCACCACAUCCCCAACGUACCGCCUGCCUGAUACCCAAGAUGACUCCAGGGAGGUUUCCAUAGCAACAGAGCUGGAGAAUGCUAAACAGGAAAUGCCAACCAUACAAGUGUCGUCUGCUAUACAGGAAGUGACUUCAAAUGAUGACAACCGAAAGCUCUCCAUUGUGGAGGAAAAUAAAGACAGCAGUGUGAGAGAUGAAACUUGAACUUGUAUAAAAACAACUACGACAGCCGUGGGACUGUUAUUUUUUUGUCCUUCCAUAGCAUUAGAUAGUUUAUUUAUUCUUCAUUUGUAUUAUAUAUUUACAUGUGUGCUCGCCUGUGAGUGCACUGUUCAAAAACUGAUAUUGACAUAAGUGAUUGUGAUAAUAUUUUUAUUUCUUACUGAUUAUUGUUAUUUAUAAUGGUAGAAGUAGUUUAGCUCUACUGCAAUCAGAAAUUUUCUCUAACGACUUAUAUACUCAGCAUGUACAGACCUUCUUUUUAUAGUCAUUUAUUUAAAUCUGUUCAGGAUUUUUAUUUCUUUACAUCAUUUGUAAACGCUUGCAAAUAUAGAAUACCAAGUAUGUUAAUAUGCUCGCAAAACGGGCUAUUCCAUUCUACAUUUAUGUUAUGUUGUUUUAUUUUUCGCAUCUUUUGUGCUCAAAUCUGUUAUGUUGAUAACUAUGUCAAGUCAUGAACAAUUGGGGAAUAACUCUCAGGUUAAGGGCGCUUACAAAGCCUGGAUCCCCGAUACAUGUAUAACCUAUCUCUCUCUCUCUCUUUCCCUCUCUGGCGCUGUUAUAAUCUAAUAAUAUGUAACAUGUUGCAUUUCAAAAACGGGGCAUUACUUUUGAAAAAAAUAACAUUUUAACAAAAUUCCUUGACAAUACGAUUGUUACUGUAUCGUUACUAAGUAACGUUGCAUUCCAGAGGCACUCACUCAAAGAUUUCAGGUUGGCAAAUAAUAUUAUUUCAAAAUCUGUGCAAAGCAAGUUGUUCUACGAGUGUUUGAACCAAAACCAAACAGCAAUUGACAGAUUGACUGUAUUUAAUAGAAUUUAAAGCUUUGGAUAAUUCUAUUUUUCAUUGUAUAGCUAUUGCCCUUUUACAAAAUGAAGCAUUUUCGGCCAGCCCCCAUUUUCAAAAAUUUAUGAACAAUAGAUUAUUUAAUUGAACUUUCAAAGAAAACCUUUUAAUGUUACAAUGUUUUUUUAUACAUUAUACACAAAAUUUCAAAUUGUUCAUGUCCGACUUUUCCGAGCCAUGAGAAAGUCUACCGAAUAGAUGAUUGGCUACAUUACAAAUGAUAUUGAAACGUGGUGCCCUUUUUGGUUACUGUAUACAUGAGUUUUCUCUUACCUUUAGACAUUUUAUUUGUCACCAUCCCAUAAUCAUUGAGUUGUUGGGCCUGUUUUAUCACCGAUCCCACAACAAAUGGUAACAAGGUUGAGAAAAGAUGUUUUCAUUUUCUGUUAACACGAGUAUUGUAAAUCAAAAUCAUUGUUUUACAUUUCAAAUCAAUAAGGCAAUAUAUUCAGGGUUUUUUUGACGAGUAUUCGUAAUGAUUUUAUUGAACAGGAAUUGAGUGUUUAUCAUCUUUGUAAAAAUGAACGUAGAAAAUGCAUUAUAAUGACACAAUGUCAUAAGAUUGAUGAUAAUUACAUGAUGUCAUAAGAUUGAUGAUAAACCAUUAUAAUGACGCGAUGUCAUAAGAUUGAUGAUAAAGCAGGUUCAAAGUAACGUUUAAAAAAAAACUGCUGCCGUCGUAUUAUUAUAUAUAAUACAAAAUAUCAACGAUUCUUCCGUCGCUGAUUGUAGAUAUAUAUAUAUAUACAGUUGAACACCUCACUUAUAUUUUAAGCAAUAAUAUGUAUUCAGACUUUUUUGAAAAUUAUUCUUAGAAUUGAUUUUUAAGCACCAUAUUUUUAGAUUUUUUUCUCUAUUUUUUUUAGUACUCAUCAGUUUUUAUUGGUAGUUUUUAUUGUGAAAUGACUCGACUUUCACGGAAAAUGUAUUAUGAUAAAUAAAAUAAAUACUUGGCAUAGUAUAUGAAAUGAGAUAUUUUUACUUUUAAGAAUUGACAAAUGUAAAUGGCAUUUUAUUGUUUUUAAACAUAUUACAAAAUAUACAACUACCUUUUGAUUAGGGCAGAUACAUGUUAAUCCCCAUGGUUAUUUUCUAUAAAUGUAAAUAUACAGGUAUGAUUGUAAUAGUUGUUUAUUUCAUUCUUAAUUGUAAUUAUUAUCGAUAAGUUAUGUUAUAGUUAGAGUAAUACAGAAAAGGGUUUGUUUUUUCGUGUGCAAGGUACUUUGAUUUCAGAUCAUAUACAUGGUUAGGAUUCAAGAAGCAUAUAGAAAGAAAUGCUUGGGAAAUACGACCCCUGGAGAUUUUAACUCGCUAGAGGUUUUUACUUUUAUAUUUCAAACUUUAUUAUUCAGUGUGUUUGUUAAAGUGUUGCCAUAAUUUAAGUUCUUUAUUUUUUGUUGCCGCGUGCAAUUAUUGUAUUCAACAUGUUUCUUUGUACCUGGACGGUGCGAAAGGGAGGUAAUUCAUUAAGGCAUGUCUAAAUUGGCCUGUACGAGUUGUCUCCCAUAGCUGUUGGCACAAAACUACAUUUGAAUUCAAUAAGCCAAAUGAACAUUAUAUUUCUCUAGCUCUACACAUUAAGAUCUGAUCACAGCUUCUAUAACUCCAAACAAGAAGGGUAAUCUAUGUGUUUAUAUUCUGCAUUAAUUCAUUGAUGUAUGUGUAUAUUUUGAUAACUAUUUUUGUCUAAAGUGAAUUUUCAAAUACUGCUACUUUUUUCAUCAAAUACUGCUAUUUUUUUCAUAGAUGAUAUUUAUACCAUUGUCGAAUUAAUUUUCUAGAAGUAAACUGCUCUGGCCUAUUAAAAUAUACCAAAUGUGCUAAAAAUACUUCACUUUUAUGAUGUGUCAAAUUAUAUUACUGGGCAGUUGCCUAAUUCCGGAUUUGCCUAAAUAUUCGGAAAUCGUUUGAAAAGCGUUUCGGCGACCGUGAUCAAUAUAGAAUGAUCACAGUCUACGCAACUGACCUCCAUAGCAACAGAAACAACGCAGCUAUUCGAGUAUAACCCCAAAAUAAAUACCUCUAAACUUUCGCUUUCCUAAAUGUCAAUAUUUAGUCACGUGGGGGAUGACGUCACACAGCACGAGCUUUUAUAUUAAGGUUCCGACAGGGUUAUCUUUAAACACUAGACCUACUAUACGAUGUUUAUGACUUAUUGUCAAUCACUAAAUACAAUGCCAAUUACAUAUAAAGUAAAUAAAUUGAUGAUAUCAUUGUUUUGUGUUGUGCAGCAUUUGAUAUGAAAACGAAGCAAAAAUGAAGCAGAUUCGUACUUUCAACAUUUUGCAAAUUCGGACAAAUUAGUAGUUCGGAUACGCCGUAAAUACACAUACAAAUACUUCAGAGAUGUAUAAAAUUUAUAUUCAGGUUAAACAUUUAAUACAUGAUGUUCAUUUAAGUAGCAUUUAAAUAUUUUUAUAUUGACAUGAUAAUGUUUACUUUGUUCUUUGAAAAAAUCCGAAUAUUUAGGCACUGAAUGCAGGUUUUUGGACGUCGUUUUUGCCCUUAUUUGUACUGAAUAUUAUAUUAUAAUUAAUUGUUUUUUUCUUUUAUUCUUUUUCCAUUUUGGUUGAUAUAGGACCAAACAUUUUUCUAUUAAAAUUUUAUGCACUUAUAUUCAGUAAUUAUGACAAUAUUUUAAGAAUACUUCAAAAUUGAUCCGGAAUUAGGCAUCUGCCCAGUACAGAAGGCUGUAUUGUUUUACUUUAAUGGGUAGGUUGUUUGAUAUUAUGUUUCAUUAGUUAUUUUCCAAUCACAUUUACAGUGUAAGAUACAGGUAGUUCAAUGUCUUAGAUGUACAUCAAGAAUGCAUGCUUUCCAUUUUGUUAGAAGGGAGAAAACAAACUGUUCCUAGUGCUCAUUUCUGGGCCACUUAAAACUGUUCCAUUUGAAACCUCGACCUCCAUGUGAACGAAACCCCUCGACCUACAUGUGUACAUGUAUGUAGUUCUGUUUGAGCCUCUCGACCUACAUGUUUACAUGUAUGUAGUUCCGUUUGAGCCCCUCGACCUACAUGUAUACAUGUAUGUAGUUAGCCAUAUUUUAACUACGGAUCAUUGUAAACAGUGAUACAAUAUUUUAUAUUUCAUAAUGUAGUGAAAUCAUGUUACAAGGAUGUUUGAAUACACAUUUGUUUUGCUAUGAACAUGACUGAUAUUACAUCAUGUUACAAGGAUGUUUGAAUACACAUUUGUUUUGCUAUGAACAUGACUGAUAUUACAUCAUGUUACAAGGAUGUUUGAAUACACAUUUGUUUUGGUAUGAACAUGACUGAUAUUACAUCAUGUUAUUUUGUCUAGCCUGCUUGAAGCUGCAGCCUCCCGUUCAGGUUGAAUUUGUACACUCCUAGUUGUCUACCCCUUGUAUAAUUUUCUUCCAUUCUUUACUCUUACAUAACUUAUUGAUUUUUAGCUUGUGUUGUUUAUUUUUUUCAAAGAGAAAACUUGAAUUAUUGUGCUACCCUUGCUGUCUGUUUCUGUGUCUAUGCUGCAACCAUUAAUAAUGAUUCUAAUGUAAUGUAGAACACAUGCUUCCAGAGACAAUAGGAAUAGAUAACUCUUGCAUUAAUAAUCAUUGAAUUAUUCCCCUUUUCUACUAAAAUAACAGAUGAGCAGUUACAACCGCUUGCUGUGCUCUUGUUUAGCAUAAUCAAGGAAGAUUAUUUCCAGAGAAAUUUUAAUGGUAGAUUUAAAAAAAAGAGUAAUGUUUUAUACAUUUAAGCAUGGUAACAUGUAUAAAUUCAGUGUAUGAUGGUAAUCAGCUUGUAUUCAUGUUAUAGUUCAAUAUUAUGGACGAUGUUAUUCAGCAACUGACUUUCAAUUUUCAAUGACUUAUUAUUCAAUCAAAAAAGUAUGAUAAGAAUAGUUUGGGAUUUUUGUGUGAAUAAUUACAUAAUUUUACAGUAAGGGAGACUGUAGUGGUCAUAAGGUGUUGUUGGACGUUGUGGAUCUGUUCAGUCUGUGGUAUUUCUCCAUUAGCUGGCCACUGGUCAGUCUCCACCUGCUAUCAUGUGUCAACUAUUGUCUGUUUCUGCUACUUGCCAAGGAGUGACAGUCUUUUGUUAACAACAUAUUGUUUAUCAAUACAGUGUGUUCUACCUUAUUGUUAUCAGCUUGUUGGAUAACUUUAAUAACACAUUAACUCAUCAAUGUUUCUUAAUGACUUUUCAAAAUGUAUGUCUUUAUUGCAAUUACCUCAAAAAAAUAUGUAAUGGGUUUUUUAUGUUUGUUUUGAAAAAUAGGGAAAAAUUUAUGAAAUCUAAAAUGCCAGUUCCAACUUCCAUUGAUUUAGCAUUGAUAUUGGUUGGUUAAUGAUGAUGGUAUGGGUGAUGAUAUUGGUUGGUUAAUGAUGAUGGUAUGGUAAUGAUAUUGGUUGGUUAAUGAUGAUGGUAUGGGUGAUGAUAUUGGUUGGUUAAUGAUGAUGGUAUGGGUGAUGAUAUUGGUUGGUUAAUGAUGAUGGUAUGGGUGAUGAUAUUGGUUGGUUAAUGAUGAUGGUAUGGUAAUGAUAUUGGUUGGUUAAUGAUGUUGGUAUGGGUGAUGAUAUUGGUUGGUUAAUGAUGAUGGUAUGGUAAUGAUAUUGGUUGGUUAAUGAUGAUGGUAUGGUAAUGAUAUUGGUUGGUUAAUGAUGAUGGUAUGGUAAUGAUAUUGGUUGGUUAAUGAUGAUGGUAUGGGUGAUGAUAUUGGUUGGUUAAUGAUGGUAUGGGUAAUGACAAUGGUUGCUUAAAGAUGGUAUGGGUAAUGACAAUGGUUGGUUAAUGUAGGUAUGAGUAAUGAUGAUGGUUGGUUAAAGAUGGUUGGUAAAUGACAAUGAUUGGUUAAUGAUGGUAUUGGUAAUGACAAUGGUUGGUUAAUGGUGGUAUGGGUAAUGAUGAUGGAUGGUUAAAGAUGGUUGGUAAAUGACAAUGGUUGGUUAAUGAUGGUAUGGGUAAUGAUAAUGGUUGGUUAAUGAUGGUAUGGGUAAUGACAAUGGUUGGUUAAAGAUGGUUGGUAAAUGAAAAUGGUUGGUUAAUGACAAUGGUUGGUACAUGGUGGUAUUGGUGAUUAUGUUUACUGUAUUGUGGUAUAUAUUCUGUUAAUUAGAUUCUUAAGACUAUUUCUUAUUUUGUAUUAGUACUGAGUCUCUUUAUCGGGGACAGCUGUUGAAAUAAAUUAUUAUGAAUGUUU
Messenger RNA from Mya arenaria, 9678 nucleotides. RefSeq names its product cGMP-inhibited 3',5'-cyclic phosphodiesterase 3A-like. The record is from RefSeq and is a predicted model, not a curated record. Bases 7 to 3654 code for a protein of 1215 amino acids. The transcript is spliced from 13 exons. Gene Ontology annotation, biological process: signal transduction. Gene Ontology annotation, molecular function: 3',5'-cyclic-AMP phosphodiesterase activity. Lineage: Eukaryota; Metazoa; Mollusca; Bivalvia; Myida; Myidae.